AUGGACAACGCCACGAAUUCGUAUGCGCCGGCAGGCGAUGCCUCCAACGCUCUUGUCGAGAAGUCCUUCCUGGAUGGGUACGCGCUGGGAGCUGUAAGCUACGGCAUUCUUGUCAUCCUGACCUGGCAAACCCUGUACUCCUUCCUCAGUCUCCCGCGCACCAAAAUGCCGUGGGGCCUUGUCACCUGCGCAUGCUGCAUCUUCACAUUGGCAACAAUUGGGUUCGGGAGCGCUACCAAGAUCAACGAGGAGGCGUUUAUUGAUGACCGCGCAGCGCCGGGCGGCCCGAGCGGCUUCGAAGUCAGUUCGUUUGCCUCGGGGGUGAAUAUGAUGGGGGUUAUCGCGUAUGUCGUGCUGAGCUGGCUCGCAGACGGUUUGGUGCUGUGGCGCUUCUGGCUCAUCUGGGGAUCCAACUACACAUACGCUGUCUUCCCAGCGCUGAUGCUUCUGGGCUCGAUAGUGUCCUCCCUUGCGCUCAUCGUCGCCUCUUUUCAACUCGCCGACUCCUUCUGGGCAGCACGCUCCGUCCAAUUCGGCACUGCCUACUGGUCACUCUCUAUUGCGCUCAACGUGCUCCUCACGCUGCUCAUCACCGGCCGCAUUCUCCUCAUCCGCCGCCGCAUCAAGCGCUCGCUCGGCCCCCAGCACGCGGGCAAGUAUUUCUCCGCCGCGGCCAUGAUUGUUGAGAGCGCGGCCCUAUACGCGGGAGUAGGCCUCCUUUUCCUUGGCGCGUAUGUCAAGGGCAGUGCGCUGCAGAAUCUGGUGUUUCCGGUCUUGGGACAGGUGCAGGGCAUUGCCCCGAUGCUAAUCCUCGCGCGCGUCGCCCAGGGCCGCGCAUGGUCGCAAAGCACUGUAGAGGCUACUGCCGCUGGCGGCAUGCGCGGGCCGCCCGCCACCAUUCCGCUUGGUAGCCUGCACGACCGCUCCGCUGUAGAGAAUGUCACGGUCCAUAUUUCCACGCAGCAUGACAGACAUACCGAUUCGGUGCCGUCGUUGAGCGACAAGGCUGGUAGUCCGGUGUAG
Mycena indigotica is the source of this 1023-nucleotide messenger RNA. RefSeq lists its product as uncharacterized. The record is from RefSeq and is a predicted model, not a curated record. The transcript has 5 exons. NCBI's taxonomy places the organism in Eukaryota, Fungi, Basidiomycota, Agaricomycetes, Agaricales, Mycenaceae. The coding region runs from base 1 to 1023 and encodes 340 amino acids.